AUGUGGUGCUACAGCUACGACAGCGGCUUCAGCAAGGCUCGCCGCGAGAUGAAACACGUGCUUGCGGUGUACGUUCUUCUGCUGAAUCCGGAAGACGCGGCGGCAAACAGGAGCCACGGACGAUUGAGGGUUCGACUGGCGACUGUGGUUGCGCGACAGCCCUCGCCGUCUUUCACGAUGGUAUCCUAUCGUCGCGACACAUCUCACCCAAACCAAGCGCCUACGACUGCUAAGUCGGCAGUGAGAGCAGCUCAAGCUAAUCUAAUCGAAAUCGCUGUGACAGAGCACUCUGAAGACCCGAUGUCCUCGUCAGAACAAUCCGCCACUGCCUCAACGUUUUUCUCGUCCGAUGCCAGCAAUUUCCCGACUCGUCAAGAGCCGCUCCAGCUUGUCAACGAUAACGUGGAGCAGGGCAAGAUGGUAGAAGAUGACUGGACCAAGCAUAACACAUCCGAAACUCAGCUAAGAUCUCAGGCGGAUCCUGAGUCAUUCUGCUGUCCCUUGUGCGAGCGGCCACUGACGUUGCAGUCGCAUUCGCUCCAGCUAAAAGUGUCGGAUCUGGCGUUUGGCUUUUUCUUCACAGACAUGGAUCAUCGCAUUCGAGGCCAAUGGUUGUUCACUAUCUUGCCGGUUAAACGAGAGCUGUCAUUUGAAGAAGACUCGGGUCGUGCACUCGCAGCGUUCGUGGGUUCCGACUUCUCAUUGGCAAACUUCGCUGUUGAAGGUGCAGAGAAAGCUACAACCACCACAUUAAACCCGAGCUUUGAGCGAGUGGUUCUCCGAUCGUUCGCAGAUCUGAUGCUGAACGCGUUUUCCUCUGUACGUCUUCAAGAGAUUCUCACGUCGACCGUGAUGAGCGAUGAGAUUGCGCAGGACGAUCCCAACACUCAAUGUGGACACUUCAAUAAGAUGAUUGUGGACAUUUUUGACGAGCUUACGCACUUGCUCGUAACGCAUUUCCACAGAAAUGUCCCACGAUGUGGACACAGAACAAUCGCUGCGCUUGUGGACGAUAUCCUCUCGCUGAUUUACUCCGAGCUGAAGUACCAAGCGCGACGCAGCGAAGUGACCGCACUUUUACUGCGCAAGGACGCUUUUCUUGAAGCUGAACUCCGAGAGCUGUUUCGGGUUUUCGUCUUGCAAGCGCAGCAACGCGACGCAAAGCCUCGCCGAGCUGCUCACGGGGAAUCUACUGGAAUAUCCUCUCUUCCAGACGUGUGGGCAAGAGGCAGCUCGCAAUGGCAUGCGCUUAGCUCCAACGCUAUGCCCCUCCGCCGCGAGCUGGUGGAUAUUCCAUGUGUGUGGAACCGGAGAUGGUUCCUCGAUCCGAAGUCGCUCUCGUUGGCCCCCUCCCCCUCAGCCGCAAGGGGCUACAGUGCAUCUCUGCUAUCGACGCUGGUCUUGAUCCGCAUGCUGGCGAGCGUCGACAUAGUGCUGGAAGGUACGCAACUGACCAUUGAAGCGGCGAUGUCUGAGACGACGCUGCAACUCCCUGGACUAUCGGACACAGUUCUGGAGCUGGAUGGCCAGACGCACGCAUUCGGGGCGUUGCCGAGUGGUCUGCUGUCCGCAUCGGGUGCUGUGUUGUUUGGAGGUUUCUGGGGUGUUAAGGCGUACAAGGGCUUCGUUGCGGACGAUGGAAUGUCGCUGGACAUUUCGUUGGCGGCAUUGACAAAUGUGUAUGCGUCGACAACGGAGAGAGAGGUGAUGGCUCAUCAGAUGCGCGUAGGAUUGGUGCUAGAUGAUACGCACGAUCCUCGUGGUGACCGCGUAUCUGUGAGCGCCGAGACUUUCGUGACAUGGCUUCCGCCGCAUCAUAUCAACGCCCACCCCUGGCAAUCGAGUGCGCUAACCGACCUUUUCGUCGAUGGUACAUCAGAGCUGGAAUGGUCACCGAUGGUGGAGAUUAGCGCGAUGUAUAUCGCCAUGCCACAGCAUAGCCUAAAUGGGUGA
This is a messenger RNA of Phytophthora sojae, 1953 nucleotides long. RefSeq lists its product as hypothetical. NCBI's taxonomy places the organism in Eukaryota, Oomycota, Peronosporomycetes, Peronosporales, Peronosporaceae. The transcript has 2 exons. Bases 1 to 1953 code for a protein of 650 amino acids. The record is from RefSeq and is a predicted model, not a curated record.